Messenger RNA from Filobasidium floriforme, 993 nucleotides. RefSeq lists its product as uncharacterized. The record is from RefSeq and is a predicted model, not a curated record. Bases 1 to 993 code for a protein of 330 amino acids. The transcript is spliced from 4 exons. Lineage: Eukaryota; Fungi; Basidiomycota; Tremellomycetes; Filobasidiales; Filobasidiaceae.
AUGAAGUUUUCACAAAACAGGAUCUGGCAGACGGCCAUCGGCUUGACAGCUUUACUGCCCAUGCUCGUUACCGCAUCACCCUUCCAGCCUCAGAGACGAGGUGAUGCUCAGACUUGCAAAAUGGCAGGAGGCAAAAGCUUCUACGUAUUCAACAGGAAAGGAGAGCCCAGUCCUGACGAUCUCGUCAAGUCCACCCAAUAUGAAGGAAAGCCUAACGACCUUACCACUUUGGCUAUCAUGCGAUCGUCAGUCUGCUUUGUGGAGCUGAACCCGGACUUCAUUAAGGACAUGUUCGACUUCGAAGAAGGCGCCGACCAGGAACAUUGGGUUGGGGACGACCAAGACUGCUCGACGCCCAGCUCAGCCUCUGACGGGCAAGAGGUCUGGCGUUCCUCUAAAUUCGCGUUCGACUAUACUGCAGGAUAUGCUUUUGCUCCCAGCCAACUCUAUGGCCCGAGCGAUAACGCCGAGGGUAGUAUAUGGCCUAUGAUCAUCCAGGAUCGAAUCCGCCGUAGCCCUGACUUUAUGGGGGCGGAUAAGAUCCCACUCCAUCCCAAUCUUGAACCUGGUAAAGAAGCCGGAGGUGAUAUUGGCAUCUAUAACCACGACACCAAACCUAAUCCGAACCAGUGUGAUAUGACCAAUUACCUGUGGGCGCUCACUAAUCAAGGAGGAGAUUUUCAGGCGUACACCGACGAAGUUGCCGCCAAACAGAACGGCCGCGAUGCAUGGGUCAAAGAGAUCAUUGAAUUUACCAAGGACAAUAAGACUCCCUGUAUGCUCGCUACCAACGCCGAUACCCAAGGGAAGUUUAAGGGAGAGACGGUCUAUACCAUCGGAUUCGGACAAGACGGCUCUAUACUCGCGCGAGACGUUCAAGCACCGUCCAGCGACGACCCGCUCAAGGUCACCAUUGAGGACAUCGCCAAGCAUGUCGCUUACAUUACUCAUUUCGAGACCAAACCUGCUGAAGAUGAUAGCAACACGGAAUAA